Messenger RNA from Saxophila tyrrhenica, 1653 nucleotides. RefSeq lists its product as uncharacterized. NCBI's taxonomy places the organism in Eukaryota, Fungi, Ascomycota, Dothideomycetes, Mycosphaerellales, Extremaceae. The record is from RefSeq and is a predicted model, not a curated record. Bases 1 to 1653 code for a protein of 550 amino acids. The transcript has 2 exons.
AUGAACGGAAGAAAAGACGGCACGAGACGAUCGAUGCUUCUUCCAGCUGCACAGCCAGACCAUCCGACCUGCUUCAACCAGCACCGCGGAGUAAGGUCAACAGUCUUCGAAAUCAUGAAUCUCCUCAUCCUCUUCACCGUGCUCUCCUCCACCCUCUUCCACACCACUGCAUCCGCACAAUCAAGCCAAAAUGCCACAACCUUCGCCCUCCUCUACGGCUACCCCCUCCUCGCAUGGCAGAACUACUACGCCCCAAUCAUAAACGAAGUCGGAGCCAACACCUGGUACCACAACCGUAACCUCCAGACGGCCGCUGAUCGCGAGGUCGUCAAACCAAACGUCGACACACUGUACAGCAACUUGGUCUACGAUCUCCCCAUCCAAAACAUCGAAAUCACCAUCCCUGAUAUUCCGGCUGAUGAGUUCAAGCUUUUCAGCUUCUACGAUCCGUACGGCGUCAACUACGCCAACGUAGGGACGAGCGGCUUCUAUAAACCAGGCAAAUACCUCAUCAAACCCUACAAUCGCGGCAAUGGCAACUCCGCCGUCGGCCUGACGAACUCCACCUCCUCCCGUUACGUGGGAGUAGUCAACACUCCCAACUUCUACGGCACUAUCCUGGUCCGCUGGGGCGCCACCUCCUCCAACCUUCCCCAAAUCCACAAAUACCAAGACGCCUGCUCCGCGUUCCUCGUCCCCACCCCCGACGCAAUCGUCGGCCCCGCCGCCCCGCCGCUCCUCCAAUCCCUCAUACCAGUCUACAACGACUCCGCCCUCCCGGCCCCGAACGUUCUGAACCUCCUUGUGGCGUUCGAACCACCUAACCCCCCGCCUCAACUCGCUGCAGCUGGCAUCUCGGCUUGGAACCAUUCCUACACGCCACCUCCCAACGUCGACCUCGAUCUGGCGAAUGCCACCGCGCUCAGGCAGGCUCUAGCCACGACCAUCUUACCCUCCACCAACAAAGCGUUAAACAACAACUGGACCCUCCUCGCCCCCUCCACCCUCGGAAUCUACGGCGACGACUACGCACUUCGCGCCGCCGUCUCUUUAUCCGGCUAUCUAGCCCUCCGGGCUCCAUUCGCGAUAUACCCCACCUUCAACAACGUUUCCGCCUCCAACCCUGGGAACGCCGGCGUCAUCUUCCUCGAAGCAGACGAAGCAGUCCUCCUGACCUUCUCCGGAAAACCGCCUGUAGAUUCCCAAGCAGGCUUCUGGAGCCUCACGGCUUACGGCGGCGACCUAGGAAGUUAUCAUCUCGUGCCUAACGAGAGAGAUGUGUACGCGUUGGGGGACAGGAGUAACCUCACUUAUCCUAACGGCGGAAGAGUCUACGGAGGUAACAGCACGGGUGAAGAAUUCCAGAUCCUGCUCCAACCAGCCGAUGUCCCUCCACCAGCGAACUGGACGAGUAACUGGCUCCCCGCGCCCAGCGGAGGGGGGAACGUGGUACCGCAGCUGCGGUUCUAUGGGGCGGAAGAGCCGCUGGAGGAGGGGACGUACGUCUAUCCCAAGGUUGAGAAGAUUGGUGUGAUUACUGGACAAGGGGUCACAGUGCCUGCUACGGGGGCUGGGAGUAGUGUUGAUGUGGUGGGCGGGUCGGUGGUGGCGGCUGUGGUGUGUGUGUUGGCUUGCGUGGUGCUGCUUGGCUAG